Molecule: messenger RNA, 3790 nt
Organism: Ictalurus furcatus (blue catfish)
Lineage: Eukaryota; Metazoa; Chordata; Actinopteri; Siluriformes; Ictaluridae
Exons: 4
Coding region: 1031-1564 (177 amino acids)
Source: RefSeq, a predicted model, not a curated record
CAUUGUAUAGUAUUCAGUAGCCUAUAAGACCAUUUAUAAUCGUAUUAUAAUUCAUUAUACAGCGUGGAAACAUUACAGUAAUCAGUACUAGUUCAGUUCAAUAAGUCUUGCAUGUACAGUAGUAUGAAGUCAGUUACUGUUGUUUUAACAAUAAUCCUUUUACAGUGUAGCUUUGAGAGUAUAGUCCUUAUGGUCCAAUAAUGUACCUUUCUUUUUCUUUUUUUUUUUUUUAAAGGUUUUCAAGGAUAAUAUGCAUACGAAAGGUACACACCAUGUCCCCUUGAUGGUAUAACCCCAGCGACAUUUCUGAGAGUGCAGGGGACUACAUGAGCUCUAUAGAAAACAACAGCGAGGAUUCAGCACCAGCAGCACAGAAUCAUCAUCAUCAGAAUCUCGGAUCUUUAAGGUGACCGCAGCAUCCCGAUCAGAUCCUUACAGUGCUGCGUUUCAGUUUUAAGGUAAGAGAAUUGCAUCUGUCAUUAUUUAACACUCACCUUUAAACGAUGCGGAUUUGACACUGUGCGACAUUAUUCUUACAGUAUAGCUGCACGAACACAGAACAUAGCGAUGGUCAUGUAUCAUCUUCAUAUCAUGUAUGUUGCUACAUAGAGAAUAAACAGUUACGAGGGCACCGUUACAGGGAAUGACGAUAUUUCUAGCUCAAAUGGACUUCUUUGUCCUGUUAUUUUAGUCGGUGUGUGUGAGAGAGUGAGAGAGAGAGAGUGAUAGAGAGAGAUGCACAGGCGCACCUUGCAGUUAACUGUCGCAUUUGAACAAUUUAAGAAUAAUUUCUACAGAAAUGAGUAUUUUAUAUUUACAUUUAUUCAUUUAGCAGACACUUUUAUCCAAAGCGACUUACAAAUGAGAAAAUACAAGCAAAGCGAUAUAUCAAGCAGAGAACAAUACAAGUAGUGCUACCGUACAAGAUCUUUCAACUGAGUUCUAGAAGAAGCAAAACGCGCAGAGUAGAGGAGUAUGUGCCAGAAGCAAUAGAGCCGACCAUGACUCUGCAUUCUCCUCCACUAAGCGCAUGCGCCCUGUGUUUUUGUCAUGUAUGAUCGGACUGACUGCUGCAUCAACGGGCUACCAGAAACCAAGCUUUCUGGAUUUCGACUCCUGGUGGUAUCACACGCCCCGUGGCCCUCAGAUAUUCUCCUGCCUCACCUACUUGGAGAGGAAUGUGCGUGUGGAUUGUGAGUUCCCGAAAAGCGACAAGAUCCCUGGGCCGUUCUGCGAGUUCAAACAGGAUGGACGCCUGAUGGGCACCACGAAUCCCAACAACCCAGUGCACCUCAUUCCGCCCAUAGAGACCAGACGUCGUGCCAAUGUCACACUGGUGCCCCCCAACAUCUGCCGCCUCACGUGGAUGCCUAUGUCAGAUGACCGGGCAUACGCUUACACCUGCAGGGUAUAUCAGGGAAGCACCUGGAAAGAGAAUAGCAUGUCCUUUAACCAAAGACAUCUCCUAGUUUGCUCCGCUUUAACCGUAGUAGCUCAUGCUGCACUUUGGAUUGUUUCCAUCACCGUUUCACUUCCUGUCUCUCUGGGGCUUCUGUCAGUGUGAUCAGCAGUGUUUCUUCAACAUACAAAUCCUCAAACAAUCAUGGUGUCCUCAUACAGUUCUAAUGAUAAUCAUAUUCAAAACAGAUAAUGACACACUGGUUCUUAUUUAUAUAUUACAUGUGUACCACCAACUCUUUAUUUAGUCACCUACUGUGAAAAAAAAAACUCUCACUUAUUCUACUCACUUUUUUUUUUUUUUUUAGAUCCACAAUGACAUGAAUCUAUUUUGAAAUAUUCUAAGUCCAUUAAGAACACAUUGACAAGCUUUCACCAACUGCUUACCUGAGUCUAACUUCCAUAUUAUAUGUAUUAGCCUAUACUGUAUUCACAUUGGGCUUCAUUUAUCAAUAAUUUAUUACAAAUGUGUGUAAAUGGUUUUGUAGGCCUAACUGAACUAAAACUUUUUACAAGAUUUCUGAAAAUAAUGGUAACAGAUUUUCUUUGUACUCAAGUAGAGAUGUUGAUAAAUGCCAAUCACCCAUAAAUUACGAAUCGCAUUCACAGCACAGCUGAUUUACAUUUAGUGACAGCCACAAAACUCCAUAAAAGGCAAAGCUGACAGAGCUGAAAAGGACAAAACGAUGAUUAAACGGUUAAAAAGCACAUCUAAGGCAGUGUGCGGUCAACUUUCCAGUAAAGCAGCUCAGCCAUUGCAGUAAGUCGGCUACCACAGACACACUCUUCCUCCUCCUAUAAGGUGCCAUUUCUUUUAUUUUAAUUGAAUAAUUAGUUUUCACUUACACACUUUAAGUAACUACUUUAUCUUGGUCAGGGUCAUGAUGGAUCCAGUAGAUCCAAUAGACCCUAAAUGGGAACGCCAGUCCUUCUCAGAUAACUAGACUUAUUUGUAAUAAUUUAGGAAUUUGUUUUGGAUUGCGUUAAGUCAUUAAUAUGGAAUGCGUUUCACAAAAUGUUCUUUUAAUUAAAUUUGACAGUGUAAUCCAGAUAUAAAAUUGCAGUAACUUAUCACCAAUUACACGAUUCGAAGCUGAUCAGUCAAGGUUCAUAUUCGCGAGUCUCCGUAGAUAUUUUAGACAAACUCUGGAGCUCUGGUAUGAUAUAAAUUUUUUUCUGAACAAACAGGAUUUGUAUGAAUAACUCAUUUCUUGUUCAAAUGCUCCUGUGAGUGAUUUAUGAAAUUACAUUCUUUUCUCCAGUUUGAUAAAUGAUGCCCAUUAUGUGUACAUUAUGUAUGUUGUACUUUUACUUGUAAAACCACAUACAGCCUAGAUUAGUUAACACUAAAGACUUUAUUUAAAUUGUCAUCUAGCAUCGUAUUUCCAAUGACCAUAUUCUAUUUUUUCAAACACUUCUUUGUGUGUAGUUACAAUACAGUCCUGUCAUGUAUUCUUGCAAUCUUUUUCAGAUAUCUACAUGGAGCUAUACUUUUGCCUUUUGAUAUAUUAAUAUUAAUAAGAAACUGUAGAGUGAGGUCAUUUUAAAGGUUACUCUCAGCUAUUGCUUGUACUAAUCCUUGGCAUUCAUUCACAGCAAAAUGCAUUAUAAUGCUUCUUGAUGCUUAUUCAUGCUAAUGCAAGUUAAAUUGUCUUCCAGUUUUUCCCACUGUCCUUAGUGUAGAGAACAUAACUGUCUAUAGGACAGCACCCUCACAACCUAGGUGCAGCAAUGCUCUUACUCAUCAUAACUCGUUAUUAAUAUAUUAUACACAAUGCAAUGAAUUAUUAAUGUAUAAUUAUAAGAGUUACGUCUUCCACUAUGUGGUCAUGCACAUUGAACUGCUAUUGAAUUCAAAUGCGUUUUUGCACAUGCUUUUUUGCCACAUUUACGUCACUACAGAAGCUGCUGCUUUAUGUUUGCAGGUAGUAUUAUAAGGACCAGGUGCUAGGAAUGAACCCAGACUAGAAUUAGGGUUAAUGCAAAACUAGAUGUGCUACGAUUGAGCAAAUGAUUGAGGGAGGGUCCAUUUAGUCAAAUCUAGUAUGAUGUUGUGACCUAAAAAUGGCUGGGAAGUUCCAUCAUUGUCUCAGGAUUCUUCUGGGGUUUAACAGAACUAGGGUUUUCGGGGGGGGGGGGUGUCUUAUGGGCAAUGCUUAUUCUGUGCAAUGUUCUGUUGGUUUUAGUUUUUUUUUUUGCACUAAAUCAAGUGGCAUUACAACUCCAGUAAGUCUGUUUGUGUAGACAUUUUCUGUUGCACUUCCUUCCCUUCCUCUCCUUCCCAAAGUCCAUGUAUUGGAAUGCAAUGAGAAAUAAAGGAACGUAGAUUGUG